AUGCAGUACUCGUUCAAGCUAGACGAUGCAUUUGUGGACCAAUAUAAAACGAAGACGCCUCCCUUCGGUUUUAACGGUUUAGGCGAGACGAUUUAUCGUCGUACCUAUUCCAGAGUGAUCAAUGGUGUCCGAGAGAAGUGGUACCAAACUGUCCGCCGUGUUGUGGAGGGAACGUACUCAAUUCAAAUGAACCAUAUCAAUAUGAACCAAUUGGGAUGGAACAAUGACCAGGGACAACGCUCAGCACAAGAAAUGUAUGAUUUAAUCUUCAACAUGAAGUUUUUGCCUCCAGGUCGCGGUCUCUAUUGCAUGGGAACAAACAUUGUCCACCAAAAGAAUCUCGCUGCUGCGCUCAACAAUUGCGCGUUCGUCUCCACGGAAACUCUGGACCAGGACCUUUCUCUUCCAUUUGAGUUUCUGAUGGAUGCCACGAUGCUCGGUGUGGGUGUGGGUUUUGACACGAAAGGCGCUGGAAAACUAACGAUCUUGGGUCCUGAUACCACCCAACCCCCAAUUGACUACGUGAUCGAGGACAGCCGUGAAGGCUGGGUCCAGUCGGUGGGGACGCUGUUGCAGAGCUAUUUCGGCGAGGACGGCGUGAAGACGCCCGCGAUCGUGUUCGAUUACAGCCACAUUCGAAAGCCCGGCGAGGAGCUCAAGACGUAUGGAGGGAAGAGCAGCGGUCCGGAUCCUCUCAUCGAGCUGCACAAGAAGCUCCGCGAGACGCUGGACAAGCAGAUCGGUUCGAAGAUCAGCUCGACGACGAUCACGGAUAUCUUUAAUCUGAUUGGUCGCUGCGUGAUUGGCAUCGGCAACAUCCGAGCCGCUGAAAUCGCGUUCGGCGAAGUGGGAGACACCGAGUUCUUGGACCUGAAAGACUAUGAGAAGAACCCGCAUCGCGCGGAUUACGGGUGGACCUCCAACAACAGCAUCUUCGCGGAGAUCGGGAUGGAUUACUCCUCGAUCGCGGAGCAUGUGGCGAAAAGCGGCGAGCCUGGCCUGGCCUGGCUGGAGAACAUGCGCCACUACGGACGAAUGUGCGAUCCGCGGAACGACAAAGACAUCAAAGUGAAGGGCGGGAACCCGUGUCUGGAGCAGUCGCUGGAGUCGUACGAGCUGUGCUGCCUCGUCGAGACGUUCCCCGCGCGGCACGCGUCGCUCAAAGAGUUCCAGCGCACGCUCAAGUUCGCGUAUCUCUACGCCAAGACGGUCACGCUCGGGCGAACGCACUGGGCGCAGACCAACCGCGUGAUGCUGCGGAACCGGCGGAUCGGCUGCUCGGUGAGCGGGAUCGCGCAGUUCCUCGCCAGCCACAAUCUGGAGGAGCUGCGGCAGUGGCUGGACGCGGGCUACCAGACCGUGCAGCACUGGGACGAGGUCUACAGCGAGUGGUUGUGCGUGCCGAAGUCCAUCAAGACCACGUCGGUGAAGCCGUCGGGUACCGUCUCGCUGCUGGCGGGCGCCACGCCGGGCAUGCACUAUCCGCUGGGGAAGUAUUACAUCCGCCGCGUGCGGUUCCAGGCGGACUCGGACAUGCUGCCCGCGCUGCGGCAGGCGGGGUACCACAUCGAGCCGUGCGUGGGGCAGGAGAAGACGAUGGUGGUGGUGUCGUUCCCGGCGUGCGCGGGGGAGAACAUCACGGUGCAGGAGGACGUGUCGAUCUUCGAGCAGUUCUCGCUGGCGGCGUUUUUGCAGCGGUAUUGGGCGGACAAUCAGGUGUCCUGCACGAUCUCGUUCAAUCCGGAGACGGAAAGCUCCAAGAUCACCAAGUGCUUGGACUUCUUCCAGUACCAGCUGAAGGGCGUCGCGAUGCUCCCGCGCGUGAAGCUCGAUAUGUUCCCGCAAAUGCCGUAUGAGAAGAUCGAUAAGGAGACGUAUGAGGCCAUGGUGAAGGACCUGAAGCCCAUCAACUGGGAUGUCGUGGAUGAGGUCGUGAUACCCGGAGAAACGGAGGGAAGAGUGUCGAACGGGGAGAGUUUGGAGGUGGAGGAGAAAUUGUGCAAUGCUAGAGAAUGUAACUUUUGUGAUGCGGAUCAGUCGGAUCUGAAUAUGACGGGCCAGUACAAGGCUGACUAGUUUGUGCUAU
Blastocystis hominis is the source of this 2086-nucleotide messenger RNA. RefSeq lists its product as hypothetical. Bases 1 to 2076 code for a protein of 691 amino acids. NCBI's taxonomy places the organism in Eukaryota, Bigyra, Opalinata, Blastocystidae. The record is from RefSeq and is a predicted model, not a curated record. The transcript has 4 exons. Gene Ontology annotation, molecular function: ribonucleoside-diphosphate reductase activity, thioredoxin disulfide as acceptor.